This is a messenger RNA of Sinocyclocheilus anshuiensis, 259 nucleotides long. RefSeq names its product ran GTPase-activating protein 1-like. Gene Ontology annotation, cellular component: perinuclear region of cytoplasm; nucleus; cytosol. The annotation marks the transcript as partial. The transcript has 2 exons. Gene Ontology annotation, biological process: activation of GTPase activity; nucleocytoplasmic transport. Gene Ontology annotation, molecular function: GTPase activator activity; small GTPase binding. The record is from RefSeq and is a predicted model, not a curated record. Lineage: Eukaryota; Metazoa; Chordata; Actinopteri; Cypriniformes; Cyprinidae.
UUGGUGUCAAGAUGGUAUCAGAUGAUGUGGCAGAUCUCGCCGACUCAUUGGCCAAAACUCAAGUCGACGAGGGCGAGCUCAGUUAUAAAGGACAAGGCCUUAAACUGGACAACGCUCAGUCUGUGGAGGAGAUGGUGCAGGCGAUCGAGGAGUUUGACAGGCUGCAUGCGCUCAGACUGGAGGGGAACACCAUCGGCGUGGAGGCAGCGCAGACCAUCGCUAAAGCCCUGGAGAAGAAGAGCGACCUGCAGGUGCAUAU